UGGAGAACGUGGUAAUGAAAUGGCUGAAGUAUUAAUGGAUUUCCCAGAGCUGUCUAUUACUAUUGAUGGCCGUAAGGAAUCUAUAAUGAAGCGUACAACAUUAGUUGCCAAUACUUCAAAUAUGCCUGUAGCUGCUCGUGAAGCCUCUAUUUAUACUG
Messenger RNA from Entrophospora candida, 158 nucleotides. The record is from the annotation of a GenBank genome assembly. NCBI's taxonomy places the organism in Eukaryota, Fungi, Glomeromycota, Glomeromycetes, Entrophosporales, Entrophosporaceae.